UCUACUGCCACAACACAUCUGCAAGAGGAAAAAAUGGCGGACCCUAGUAAAAUCUGUCCUGGGUUCCUGCCCUAUGUCAACGUUUCCCGAAAAGCGUCUGUUCAGGGGAAGGUUUUCAUUCUCCUAUGUAUAAUAUUGGCCGAGCCCGGAGGAGCUACCACCCACUGGGUCGUCACUGAAGAUGGAAAAAUUCAACAGCAAGUUGACUCUCCUUUGAACCUUAAGCAUCCACAUGACCUUGUCAUCUUCAUGCGACAGGAAACCCGCGUCAACUACCUCAAGAAGUUAGAGAAGCAGCUCGUUGCCCAGAAGAUUCACAUAGAGGAGAAUGAGGACAGGGACACUGGUUUGGAGCAGCGACACUAUAAAGAGGAUGCCGAUUGUGUCACCGCCAAAGUGCCCCUGGGAGACCUGGAUCUCUAUGACGGGACCUACAUCUCUCUGGAAAGCAAAGACGUCAGCCCGGAGAAUUAUGUGGAUUUUCGGUCUCCUCUUCCGCCGGCCCUGGAGACUCCGGACUGUGCCGGAGUGUUCCAGCUCCCAUUUAGUAUCCAUGCAUUCCAGCACCUCCGGGGCGUCCAAGAGAGGGUGAACCUCACGUCUCCUCUGCUCUCUAAAGAUGACCCGAUCUUUGGCUCCCUAUCCCACAAACUGGGCCACAGCAUGGACGAGGUGGGCCACCGGAUCCAACAGGGCCUGCUGAGGAACUCGUCUUCCUGGGUCCUGUAUAACCUGGCAUCCUUCUACUGGCGCAUGAAGAAUGAGCCCAGGCGGGCGGUGGACUGUGUAGUUCGGGCCCUGCACUUCUCACCCAGGCAGCACAAAGACGUGGCCCUGGUCAACAUGGCUAACAUCCUGCACCGCGCCCACUUCUCAGCCGAUGCCGCCAUCCUUGCCCACGCUGCCCUGGACCUGACCUCUGACCUCCUCACCAGCCACUACACCCUGGGCAACAUUUACGCUAUGCUGGGCGAGUACAACCACUCUGUGCUGUGCUAUGAGCAGGCCCUCCAGGCCCAGCCGGGCUUCGAACAAGCCCUUAGGAGGAAACACGCCGUCCUCUGUCAGCAGAAACUGGAGCAGCGCCUGGAGGCCCAGCACAGGUCCCUGCAGCGCACGCUAAACGAGCUGAAGGAGUACCAGAAGCAGCACGACCACUACCUCCGCCAGCAGGAGGCGCUAGACAAACACAAGUUGCUGCAGGAGGAGCAGAUCCUCCGCAACAUAAUCCACGAGACCCAGAUGGCCAAGGAGGCGCAGCUGGGCAACCACCAGAUGUGCCGUCUCGGCCAUCAGCAGCGCAGCCUCUUCUGCCCCUUCGACCUGCCGGUGCGCUACCACCGCGGAGAGCUGUUCGAGCACGUCCACUACAUUCAGUUUGGCGAGGAGGUCUCUGUGGCGGCUGGCGUGCCGCUGGUGUCGGACCCGGGCGCCAAUGAGACCGCCAGCCCCGGCCUCCACCCCUCCGUGUCCGGGGAGCCGGAUCCGUCAGUCCUCUGGGGCCGCCAAGCCCCCGCGACCGAAGACGUCCAGAGAAUGCUGUGGCCUCGGAGGACUGACUGUGCCCACCAGUUCCCUGUCAUUCCACCGGCCCACCUGCUGCCCACCUUCUACUUGCCGCCCGAGACACAGGGCCUACUCAGGCUGUGGUUGCGGGCCUGGAGACUGUACUCUAUGGUGCCGGACCCCCCCCCCCCCUCCUCCGCCUCUCCAGACUGUGGCCCAGUGACCCAGCCCCCUCCAGCUGACCUGCCGGCCUCUGUGGGUUGGCCAAUGGAGGGCAAAGAGCUGCCCGACCCCCAUGCCAACCAGGUCCUUCUGUCUCGCAGCGGAGGCCUGAGUUUGGAGCAGAUCGGUGCCAGUAUAGCCCAAGCCAUGAAGAAGGCUAGCGCCCCCCGCUGGUUGCUCCAGAAUGAGGCUGCAUUGUUUUGGCGGGCGAAGGGCAAUGGCACGCGCUCACUGCAGUGUCUGCGCCAGUCUCUGGCCUUGGCCCCGCCCUCCCAGCGCCACCUUCCCCUUAGCAACGCAGCCAACCUCCUGCUCCGCCACGGCCUUGGCGCCCACGCACAGACUCUGUUGGAGGAUGCCUUAACACUCAACGCCACAGAGCCCCACACUCUUCUCAGCCUGGUGAGUGUUCACCUGGCCCAGGGCAACAUCACGGGCGCCCUGGACCUGUUCCGCCACACACUGGCCCUCUUCGCUAGCUGUGUCCAGUGCCGGGCCAGCCUGCCGCUCCUGCGCUGCCUGCAGUUCUACCCCUUCCUCUACAACCUGCAGCGGUCACCCUGUUCACAGGGCGCUGUGUGUGUCGGUGAGGACGACACAACUCUACAGCUAGAUGAAUGGGAAGCUGGCAGUGAGGAGAAGCCGCCAGGACAGCUGAACCCCACCACGGCCUCCCAAGUUCUGCCAGUGUCCACUGUGGAGGAGGCCCUCCUGUUUGAGACGGUGGUGGUGGACAGUAACGGCUCUGGGGAAGCAGGCCAGCAACAGCCUGCUGGACCAGCCCUGGUCGGAGGAGAAGGGGACGAGGAGGAGUGGCAGCUGAAGGAGGAGCUGAUGGGGGCCUUCGAGGGGGCUCUGGAUGUGGGGGGCAAGCGGGGGGACCUGAGGGGCAUCCGUGUGCUGAAGAACGACCGGGUGAUGGGGGCGGGCCGCGGCGGGGGCGGGGGCGGGCCCUGCUUCGGGAACUGUGAGGAUGACGAGGGGGCUGAGUGGAUCACGUUCCAGGUGAAGCGUGUAAAGAAACCCAAGGCGGACAGCCCUGACGGCUGGGGCACUUCUGAAGACACCCAACAGGGGGAGACACCGCUCAAUGGAGGCCACUCUGUACUGGAGAUCAGUGGUCCCACGAUCCCCUCACCUGGACCUUCAGGGCGAUGGAGGGAUUACACCAGUCUGGGCUGGCCAGGCCCGGAGGAGUGCCAGCGGACCCGCAGGGUGGACCUCACCACCGUGGCCAGUACCUGGUUGGCUGUUUCUGCCAAGAACAUUGACAUCACAGAGCACAUAGACUUUGGCACUCCUCUCCAGGAGCCGGCAGUGGAGCCGCUCUGCAACGCCAACCUGGGCGCCAGUAUGCACACCCUGGACCACCUGGCCGGUGUGGCCAACCGUGCCGCCAUCCACUACACUGGAGAGAGUCAGCUCCGAGAGGUUCUACAGAAUCUGGGCAAAGACAAGUUCUCCCCUCAGUCCUUUGAGCAGGUGGGCACGCGUAUCGCCAAGGUCUUGGAAAAGAACCAGACAUCAUGGGUGUUGUCCAGCAUGGCUGCUCUAUACUGGAGGGUGAAGGGACAGGGCAAAAGGGCCAUUGACUGCCUGCGGCAAGCCCUAAACCACGCCCCUCACCACAUGAAGGACGUGCCCCUGAUUAGCCUGGCCAACAUCUUCCAGAACGCGAGGCUGUGGGAAGACGCUCUGACCGUUGCUCGCAUGGCCGUGGAGAUCGCCCCACAUUUCGUCGUCAACCACUUCACCCUCGCCAAUGUCUACAUAGCCAUGGAGGAGUUUGAGAAGGCCAUGCGCUGGUAUGAGUCCACACUGAAGCUACAGCCAGAGUUUGCCCCCGCCAAAGACCGUCUGAGAACCAUACAGUGUUACCUGCUCACCAAGAAAGAGCGCCGCCUGCCUUGAGACAACUUUGACAAACGGACACACAUCUUAGUUACGCCCAAGGAAGUGUUUGUCUGAUUUUUGUUGUUUGAAGUUCAAAAGUCAAUAACGUGUCAGUUAUGUCUAAAGGAUUAAGGGGACUCCAUUUAGCAGUGACCUCUGACCCUAUUCAUAGGCUGUAAAAGCGACCCCUUUUCAUCGCAUAUCAUUUGCUAAACGAUCCAUUUAAUUUCUAUUGUUAUAUGAGGGAGCUAAGAACUAUAUACCUGCAUAAAGCUACCAUGGACCAUAGAACCAAGUAUACUGUAUUACAGUAUAUUAUAAUUAGCAUCCUUCCUUCCUCAAGGUUUUUACUGAACUGUGUUGGAACGACAUGGGGCAAUUGGAAACCCUGACUGGUUCCAUGUGCCCGUUUUUUUUUUUUGUCUGGGUCCCUGUGUGUCUAGUUACAUUUACCUCUCCCUGUAGUCCAUGUAAUCUGCUGAAGUUGUUAGAAAUCAAAAUUUGAGUUUCAGAAUGUUGUCGUGUUGAACAACCUGUCAGACAGAGGUUGAAAUGCUAGCUGAAGGCACUGGGACCCAGACGUGCCCAAAUCAGUCUGAUUGGUGAUGUCUUUUGAGAAACGGAGUAUAAAGAAAAUAGAAUUUUAUGUUUACUCUUAAUGAUGGAUGGGGAUCGUUCCAUUUUGACAAGGUGGAAGAACACAAUGAAAGAAAGUUAUUUAAGCAAUUAAAGAAACUGCAGUUGAUUUAACAAACUGUUAUGGUCCGAUAGAUGGGGCAAUAUUUUAUUGUUUUCUUUUAAUUUGUGGUUUUAAAUCGGAUAAGAGUUCUCAUCACUGUCCUUGUUUGUGAUUAAGGAAAUAGUUUUCCUAAAGCGAAAGAAAUUGCUGCUGGUUGGUACCUUGCUCACUAAGUGCAGGUAUACUGAUUUGUGGAAUGGCCCAUCUUGAAACCUUUGGAAAUCAUAUCUGCUUGAAAAAAAAAAAAAUGAUUCUUGUUUUGCACUUGUUUUAUCUUUCCUAUUUAUGCGGGGACCUACAAUGAAUAAAUGCCAUUUUAUUUUGCGCAAAAGCACAGUUUUUGCAUAGCAACAAAAAAUUAUAAUUAUGCGGUUUACGUUUGCUCUUAUUUAUGGAAAUGAUUUGGCAGAUAAAGAAAAUCGCCUUUUGACCAUCUUUAAAUCUAAAUUGAUAUCUUAAGUGUUCAGUGUACAGUAUUAAGGCAGCGUGUGCUCUAAGUUCAUCGGCUCAUAAUUUUUAUGUAUCCAUUGUCUUUGUACAAAUGUCAGACCUCUUUGGGAAAUAAAAAGCAAGGUUUUUGUUGCCUUCUGGCUUAAGUUGAA
This is a messenger RNA of Esox lucius (northern pike), 4962 nucleotides long. RefSeq names its product tetratricopeptide repeat domain 17 (gene ttc17). Gene Ontology annotation, molecular function: protein binding. The record is from RefSeq and is a predicted model, not a curated record. The transcript has 25 exons. The coding region runs from base 34 to 3639 and encodes 1201 amino acids. NCBI's taxonomy places the organism in Eukaryota, Metazoa, Chordata, Actinopteri, Esociformes, Esocidae. Gene Ontology annotation, cellular component: cytoplasm; actin cytoskeleton. Gene Ontology annotation, biological process: actin filament polymerization; cilium organization.